AUGAAACUUGGGAGUACAUUUUUCGCUUUUCAAUCUUUUUCGAGCGCUGACCCACUUGGUGCUAGAGGCGGAAUAUCUUGCCAUGAUUUGAGCGAGUAUGAAGGAGACCCGUUCAUGGUCAAUUAUUGCAAGGAGAUUUUGGCGGAAGCGCAUUGCUCGUUUAAAUCCUCGGAAUGCCCAGUUGACGAUUGCCUCUUUGGGCACAAAAGGGACUCCACUGGCUGCGUCAUCGACUCAUGCAUUUGCGACACGGAGCCGCAAGGAAAGGUGCAUUUUGGAGACAUCAUGGUCGACGGCUUCGUGCAAAACAUGAUGACACCGCCUGAUGACACUCCUCGUGAUCCAAAUGUCAUGAGAGCCGCGGACAUAUCCGUUCCGAGAUGGACCGAUUAUCGGGAAGGUGGGUUUGUGUACAUCCCGUACAGAAUUUCCAGGCUCAAUCCCUUGGGGCAAAGAGCGGCUCUUGCAGGAAUGAAAAUACUCGAAGACGGGAGCUGCCUCCGUUUCAGAGAACGAAGCGAUGAGAGGGACUUUAUGGACUUUUUUAUCGGCGACGGAUGCUAUUCUUGGAUCGGAAAACUCGGUGGUGCGCAGGAGAUCUCGCUUGGUGUAGGCUGCCAUUAUGCUUCCACAGCUGCUCAUGAGAUCAUGCAUGCCUUGGGCUUUCAUCACGAGCAAAUGCGCCCCGACCGCGACUCAUAUGUCCAGUACAUAGAAGAUAACGUCGAACCAGAAAUGCGCCACAACUUCAAAACAAUCCACCCUUCGAAGUGGAAUUCAUAUGGGCAGCCCUAUGAUGUCAACUCAGUAAUGCAAUACAGUGGCUACUCCUUCACUCGAAACUGGAAGCCAACUCUUCUCGACAGGAGUACUGGAAAGCCGACAAAACGGAAUACGAAAUUGACCGAGUCGGAUUUUUUCCAGAUAAACGCGCUUUACGGCUGCGAGGAAACCUCAACUCCGACUCCAACGACGAAAUCAACAACGACGACGGCGACAACGGCGACGAAAGAAUGUCGUGACUUCGAUAUUGCUGAGAACAUCGAGCACAGGGGGAAUGACAUCACUUCCUUCCAAGUUUCGCCUGGCGAAGCAGGUCAAAGGGAAUGUGAGCAAAGUUGUCGCUCAAACCCCGACUGCGGUGGUUUCACUCUUUACGGUGAAAACAGAAAUCCAUCCGAUUCGUAUCGCUGUUUUUUGAAAUCCUCUAUGAGCUACAGUAUGUUACUCACCUCUGGACGCAUUUCCGGGUAUAGAAAUAAGAACUGCCCGUCUUCAACCACUACUCCAACAACGAAAUCAACGACGAGGCCGACAACGACCACAAAAGAAUGCCGUGACUUUGAGAUCGAGGAAAAUGUCGAGUACUUAGGGAAUGACGUCGCUUCCUUCCAAGUUUCGCCCGGUGAAACUGGCCAAAGAGAAUGCGAGGAAAGCUGUCGCUCCUCACCUGGCUGCGCUGGUUAUACCUUUUACGAAUGGCAUGUGUUUCAACCCAACCACUGCUUCUUGAAAACCAACACGAAUGUGAAAAGAACAAAUAUCGCUGAUCGCAUUUCCGGAAGAAAAACUGGAGACUGCGGAGCGUCAACGAGCACUCCAACCAUCUGUGCCGACCUGAGCGGCUACGAAAGCCAGUGCGCAAGUUGGAAAUCGUAUGGAUUCUGUACCUCCUACAGUCGAACUUCCAUGGAGCAUUAUUGCGCCAAGACUUGUGGCUUUUGCGCAUCUAACGGCGAAUCGUGCACCGAUGAGUACACAUACUGCGCAUCAUUGGCGGCUGAUGGCGAGUGCUCUAGAAACUCUGCUUUCAUGCUUAAGUCAUGCAAAAAAUCCUGUGGCAAAUGCUAG
Oikopleura dioica is the source of this 1851-nucleotide messenger RNA. The record is from the annotation of a GenBank genome assembly. Lineage: Eukaryota; Metazoa; Chordata; Appendicularia; Copelata; Oikopleuridae.